CUAAAACCCAACCCACCAGUCCACAAACUAACCCACACAGUCCUCCUCAGACUGUUCUAUGAUCAAAACCAAACACAAUCCUUCAAUGCCUUUCAAGAACCUUUCUUUUCUCUUCUCUCUCAUCACCAUUCUCUCUCUCCUCACUCCCUCGUCACAAUCCCACCGCUCCAGGGAGUUACUUUCCCGGACCCACCAUGCCCCGAAAUUCAACGUCAUGUCGACGAUUUUCGACUUCAACGUGACCGGACCGUCGCCGUCAGACACUCCCGGCGGCCAGUGGGUCCUACUCCAAAAGAGCAUAGGCAUCUCGGCCAUGCACAUGCAGCUUUUAAACAAUAACAAGGUGGUCAUCUUCGACCGGACCGAUUUCGGCACCACCCCGCUCAACCUCCCUCACGGCCAGUGCCGCCACAACGACGCGGUGGUGAAAGUGGACUGCACCGCCCACUCCAUCGUCUAUGACGUCGCCAGUAACACCUUCAGGCCUCUCGCCGUGCAGACCAACGUCUGGUGCUCCUCCGGCGCCGUCCACCCCAACGGCACCCUCAUCCAGACCGGUGGCUACCUCGCCGGCGACCGGAAAAUCAGACUCUUCAGCCCCUGCUACGAUCUCCAAGAAUGCGACUGGGUUGAAUUGCCGACCAAUUUAACGGUCCGGCGAUGGUACUCUUCGAACCACAUUCUCCCCGACGGGCGUGUCAUUAUCGUCGGAGGCCGAGGACAAUUCAGCUACGAGUUCUUCCCCAAGAACCCAAAUGAUGAAGCCUCCAUGAAGCUUUUUCCACUCCAUUUCUUGAUCGAAACCAUGGACUGGUUCGAAGAAAACAAUCUUUAUCCAUUCUUGCACCUCCUGCCGGACGGCAACCUCUAUAUCUUCGCCAACCAGCGAUCGAUUUCGCUCGAUUACGCGAACAAUCGUAUCGUUAGGGAGUUCCCGGCGAUCCCCGGCGAAAAGAGGAAUUACCCGGCAACGGGUUCGUCAGUUUUGCUACCUCUCCGGUUAACCGGCGGCGAUGGGUCGCAGUUGCUGGAGGUGGAGGUGAUGAUAUGUGGUGGUGCACGGGGAGGUUCGUACACCAAGGCACGAAAGCGUCGUGUAUACGUGGAGGCAUCUAAGAGCUGUGGGCGUUUGAAGCUCACGGAUUCUGCACCCCAGUGGGUGAUGGAAGAAAUGCCCAUGAGUCGGGUCAUGCCCGACAUGUUACUACUACCGACCGGUGACGUGCUGAUCCUCAACGGCGCGUCGCACGGCACGGCCGGGUGGGAGGUAGCGGUCGGACCGGUUCUCAACCCGGUUCUCUACAGACCAUACGAGACCGACACAAGUAAAAGAUUCACUGUGCUCAACUCCACGAGCAUUCCAAGAAUGUACCACUCAGCCGCCACUUUAUUGCCAGAUGGCAGGAUUUUAGUGGGCGGUAGUAACCCCCACCCAAAAUACGUGUUCACCGACACACAGUAUCCAACAGAACUGAGCUUGGAAGCUUUCCUGCCACAUUACAUGGCCCCACAGUACGCUACUCUGCGCCCUUCCAACAUAACAGUGGAGGGUCAUGUCGUAUCGUACGGUCAGCAAUUCGCUAUCACGCUUGGGUUGAUUAUGUACCGUUCUGAUCGCGCGAUCACAGUAGCGAUGAUUGCGCCGUCGUUUACUACGCAUUCGUUCGCAAUGAAUCAACGGCUGUUAGCGUUGGAGGUGCUGGCUAUUGAACGGCUGUCGUUGUUUGGGUAUAAAGUUACGGUGUUUGCACCUCCAAAUAAGAAUAUUGCACCGCCGGGGUAUUAUAUGCUGUUUGUGGUCAAUGAUGGAAUACCAGGGCAUUGUGUUUGGAUCAGGAUCAAUUGAAGAUCAAAACAAUUUUUUUUUUUUUUUUUUUAGGGUUGUCCAAAUUUGAGCCUAUUUUUUAUAAUUUAUUACUUUUUUUUUAGUGGAGUGGAAUUUCAAAGCAAUUUUGGUUGGUUUGGAAUUUUCAAUUUUACUUUUAGGAAAGAAUAAUCUUUUGACGUAAUUACCCUUUUCAUGUGUUUUUCUUGUACGUGUGUAAUUUAUUUUAUUCACUCUCUUAGGAAACCAAGAAAAUAUUUUUAAUAAAAUGCAGUAGUAAAUUUGUAAAUUUGCCUAUUAGGC
Messenger RNA from Cornus florida, 2128 nucleotides. Its product is annotated as aldehyde oxidase GLOX-like. Lineage: Eukaryota; Viridiplantae; Streptophyta; Magnoliopsida; Cornales; Cornaceae. The coding region runs from base 59 to 1846 and encodes 595 amino acids. The transcript has a single exon. The record is from RefSeq and is a predicted model, not a curated record.